CCGAGUUCCGGUAGGGAGGAGGGGAGCGCGGUACGGCGGGGCCGAGUUUGCGGCCUUCCCCUCCGCCGAGUUUCCCGGCACCAGUCAGAGCCCUGAUCGCUGUGCGGGGCUGUGGCGCAGCGCCGUUCUGCUUAAAGUCGUUCCCUCCUCGCUGCUGCUUUGCUUUCUUCUUUCCCCCUUAGGAGAAGCAGCUGUGCGAUCUGUUGCACGGACUUUGCAUCCUGAUGCUGUCUUGAAAGCUGGGUUUCUCACGGUGACUUCGGAAGAGUGUUCUUGCCGUCGGUUAUUUGCGCUGUUCCGAGGCUGGCACCAAUCUGUUGCUGCCCAAAGCUGAGAGUUUCUCCCCACGGCUUGUACUGCAGUGUUUGGGAGCCUUCCCGGUGCCGUGAGGACGAUCCUGUGUCACAAUGCUGCGCUACUGGGGCGAGAUCCCGGUGCCAUCCAACCAGGCCAACCGCAGCUCUUUUGACCUGCUGCAGCGGGAGUUCCGCACGGUGGAGGUGCAGGACCCUCCUUUGCACCAGCCAUCAGCCAACAAACCACGGCCCACCACCAUGCUGGAUGUCCCCUCCGAGCCCUGCAGCCUCACCAUCCACACCAUUCAGCUCAUCCAGCACAACCGGCGGCUGCGCAGCCUCAUCGCCAUGGCCCAGGCACAAAACCAGCAGCAAGCAGAGGGCAUCAAGACAGAAGACAACGAACCUCUGCCCUCUCGUCCAGCCUCGCCGCCUCUCCCCGAUGACCUGCUUCCUCUGGACAGCAAGCCCCCCAAAAUGCCAUUCCAGCUGAGGCACAGUGACCCAGAGAGUGAUUUCUACAGAGGAAAAGGGGAGCCCGUGACUGAGCUGAGUUGGUCCUCCUGUCGGCAGCUUCUCUACCAGUCAAUGGCCACUAUCCUGGCUCACACGGGCUUUGACUGUGCCAACGAGAGUGUCCUGGAGACCCUGACAGACAUAGCCCACGAGUACUGCUUGAAGUUCACCAAACUGCUACGCUUUGCUGUGGAUCGAGAAGCCCGACUGGGGCACACCCCUUUCCCAGACGUCAUGGAGCAGGUGUUUCAUGAAGUGGGCAUUGGCAGCGUGCUCUCACUGCAGAAGUUCUGGCAGCACCGCAUUAAGGAUUAUCACAGCUAUAUGCUUCAGGUUAGCAAGCAGCUCUCUGAAGAGUAUGAGAAGAUUGUCAACCCUGAAAAGGCAGCAGAAGACACAAAGCCUGUGAAGAUUAAGGAGGAGCCUGUUAGUGAUAUCACUUUCCCCAUAAGUGAGGAGCUGGAAGGAGAUCUUGCUUCUGGUGACCAGUCUUUGCCUGUUGGAGUUCUCGGAGCUCAAAGUGAGAGAUUCUCUGCAAAUUUGGAAGUAGAAGCUUCCCCACAGACUUCAGGGGCUGAGGUAAAUGCUUCCCCACUCUGGAACUUGGCACAGGUGAAAAUGGAGCCACAGGAAAAUGAGGAGGCCAAUGUACAUGGCCAUGGAGUCCUAGGCAGUGAUGUCUUUGAGGAGCCUAUGUCAGGCAUGAGCGAAGCUGGGAUAGCACAGAGUCCCAAUGGUUCUGAGAGCAGCUAUGGUUCUCAUUCUGCUGACAGUCUGAUGGGAUCCUCACCUGUCUUCAACCAGCGCUGCAAGAAAAAGAUGAAGAAGAUGUGAAGAGAGGGGGCCUUUUUAUUUAGUUCUGAUGGACUUGAAACAAACCAAGAGAGUUCUAUGAUGGCUGUGAUGUAUAAAUGGGGCUGGCCCUGGUGUAUGAGGAGGCUUGCAUGAAAUUGUUAUGAGAGAUUUGAUGUGUAGUGCACUUCAUCUCCCCUCAUAGCUGGCUUCUGUGCUCCAUCCUGCCUGACUCAUGAGACUGAAGACAACUGGAUGCAUUUGAUGGUGUCAUGGCUUGCUUUGGCAGACUAAUGAGGAAGUAACAAGUGGAAAACAGCCGUGAGGAGAUUUGUUAAGUCACAGAAUCAUUGAAUAAUUUGGGUUGGAGCUUUCUAGUCCAGCCAAGGCAAAUAGAACAGGUUUUCCAGGGCCUUGUCUCGUUGAGUUUUGAAUAUCUGCAAGAAUGGUGAGUGAAAAAAGAUGGUGAAUGCUCUCUUGGCAACAUUUGCCAGCAUUUGACUACCCUCAUAGGAAAAAGAUUAUUCUUACAUCCGCUGGAAUUUUCAUGUUUCAACUUGUGUUCAUUGUUUCAUUUUCUAUCACUGUUCAUCUCUGAGUUCCGUCUGACUUUGUCUUCUCUAAUCUGCAUAUGAAGUGGUUGUAGACAAUGAGAUCUCUCCUUAGCUUUUCCUCUUCUUAUAUCUGUAAAAACCAAGCUCCCUCAGCCUCUCCUUGCCUUGUGCUACAGUCCCCUACCCAUCUCAGUGACUUUCCAACAAAAUUGCUGCAGUGCCCUUAUUGUAAUAGGAACCGUGGAAGUGGAUAACAUCCUCCAGAUAAGGUCUCACAAAUACAAUAUAGAGAGAAAUAAUAAUUUCAACAUUCUGGCCACACAACUGCCAACUGUUGCAGGCAGCAAGACAGUCUCAAGUUGAGUAAUUUUACUGGGGGAGAGCCUUCACUGAUGAUGAUGGUCUAGCAAAGAUGCUGGAGUGUGGCCUUACGGUGCCAUCAGCUAGCUCCUUUGGUGCCUUCAGGUCCAUCUUGUCUGUUUACAUGGACUUGAGAACAUCUAGCUGGCUGAAGUUCCUGCUAACUCAUUCUUCCUUUGCUCUACAUAAUACCUUGUCCCCUUGCACUCUUCUAGUAGACCCAGGGGGGCAGACCUAAAUAGUGAAAAUGUAUACUUGUGUUGAGUACAUCAGUCUCAAAUUGCAGCCUUUGUUUCCAGGUUGUCGAACAGCAAACCUGCAUUUUCUUCAACCUUUCUUUUGCUUCCGUUGCACGUAGAAAAGCCCUUCUUCAUAUUUCUGUGUGUUUCAACUCCAGCUGAACUUUGCCUUCCCUAAUUCUCUCCCUUCAUGCUUGGACUGUGUCUUUACAUCCCUCCUGGCCAGCCUAUUCUCAUUCCCAUUUCUGUGUACAUUUCUGUGUACAUUUCUGUGUA
Centrocercus urophasianus (Greater sage-grouse) is the source of this 3033-nucleotide messenger RNA. RefSeq names its product SPT7 like, STAGA complex subunit gamma (gene SUPT7L). The record is from RefSeq and is a predicted model, not a curated record. Gene Ontology annotation, cellular component: SAGA complex. Gene Ontology annotation, molecular function: protein heterodimerization activity; transcription coactivator activity. Lineage: Eukaryota; Metazoa; Chordata; Aves; Galliformes; Phasianidae. The transcript has 4 exons. Bases 408 to 1646 code for a protein of 412 amino acids.